AUGAGGGAAUACACUGAGUAUUCUGAUUUAGUUGCAGCUCUUCUGGUGGUAGAACAAAAUAAUGAGCUCCUUAUAAAAAACCACCAGCCACGUCCCAUAGGAACAAUGUCAUAUCCUGAAAUUAAUGCCACGACCUUUAAUCGUGGGCGUGGUGACUUUAAUCGUCUUAAGAGACGUGGUGGUCAUGUUCGUUAUGAUGGUAAUAAUGGUCAUGCUCGUUUUGAUGGUCAAAAUCAAGGAGGAUAUCAUGGUCGAAACCUUUUCCACGGUCGAAACUAUUUUCGUGGUAGAGGACGUGGACGAGGUUAUAUGAAUAAUUAUAGAUCCCCCAGAUAUGACCAAAAUAAUUGGAAUCGCAAAGGAAAGGGUAAGUAUAUCCAAGAAGGUCCCUCAAGGAAUUAUGAGGAUAUAUGCUACAGAUGCGGAAAGAAAGGCCAUUGGUCUAAGGUGUGUAGAACACCAGAACACUUGUGUAAAAGACCAAUGGCAUAUGCUGAAGAAAAGGGAAAAGAAGUGAAUUUUAAUGAGAUUGAACCCAGAAACAAUAAUACCUAUUUUGAGACUGCUGACUUUGUUGGAGGUGAAACUGAUUAA
Molecule: messenger RNA, 594 nt
Organism: Vicia villosa (hairy vetch)
Lineage: Eukaryota; Viridiplantae; Streptophyta; Magnoliopsida; Fabales; Fabaceae
Exons: 1
Coding region: 1-594 (197 amino acids)
Molecular function (GO): nucleic acid binding; zinc ion binding
Source: RefSeq, a predicted model, not a curated record